Molecule: messenger RNA, 7202 nt
Organism: Egretta garzetta (little egret)
Lineage: Eukaryota; Metazoa; Chordata; Aves; Pelecaniformes; Ardeidae
Gene: CREBBP
Product: CREB binding protein
Exons: 30
Coding region: 100-7164 (2354 amino acids)
Biological process (GO): positive regulation of transcription by RNA polymerase II
Cellular component (GO): histone acetyltransferase complex; nucleus; transcription regulator complex
Molecular function (GO): histone acetyltransferase activity; chromatin DNA binding; transcription coactivator activity
Source: RefSeq, a predicted model, not a curated record
GGAAUUGGAAAUGUGAACUCAAAUAGCCCUGUCCAGCAGGGAGUUGGUAGUCAAGUUCAAGGGCAGCCGAACAGUGCUAAUAUCGGUAAUCUGGGUGCUAUGGGUAAGAGCCCUUUAAACCAGGGAGACUCUUCUGCUUCAGGCCUGGCAAAGCAAGCAGCCAGCACCUCCGGACCUACCACACCUGCAUCACAAACUCUGAACUCUCAAGCACAAAAACAAGUGGGGAUGGUGACGAGCAGCCCUGCAACAUCACAGACUGGACCUGGGAUAUGUAUGAAUACUAAUUUCAGUCAGACACACCAGAGUCUUCUCAACAGUAAUUCUGGUCACAGUUUAAUGAAUCAGCCUCAGCAAGGACAAGGGCAGGUAAUGAAUGGAUCUCUUGGGGCAGCUGGAAGAGGAAGGGGAGGAGGAAUGCAAUAUCCUGCCCCUGCCAUGCAGGGGAAUGCAGGCAGUGUGCUGGCAGAGACUUUAACCCAAGUAUCUCCACAGAUGGCUGGUCACACCGGACUGAACACAGCACAGACAGGAGCAAUGACUAAAAUGGGAAUGACAGGUAACACUAGUCCCUUUGGGCAGCCUUUCAGUCAAACUGGAGGGCAGCAGAUGGGAGCUACAGGAGUGAAUCCUCAGUUACCAAACAAGCCAGGCAUGGCGAAUAGUUUGUCUCCUUUUCCUGCCGACAUCAAGAGUACUCCCGUCACCAGUGUGCCAAAUAUGUCCCAGAUGCAAACCCAGGUACAACAAGUGGGAAUUGUACCGACCCAGGCGAUGGCAACUGGACCAACGGCAGAUCCGGAGAAGCGCAAACUGAUCCAGCAGCAGUUGGUUUUGCUGCUUCACGCUCACAAAUGUCAGAGGCGCGAGCAAGCGAAUGGAGAGGUGCGGGCCUGUGCUCUACCGCACUGUCGAACCAUGAAAAAUGUCCUCAACCACAUGACACACUGUCAAGCUGGGAAGGCCUGUCAAGUUGCUCAUUGUGCAUCUUCAAGACAAAUCAUCUCCCACUGGAAGAAUUGUACUCGGCACGACUGUCCUGUGUGCCUUCCUUUGAAAAAUGCCAGUGACAAAAGAAAUCAACAACCCCUUCUAGGGUCUCCAGCUGGUGGAAUCCAAAAUUCCAUCGGUUCUGUUGGCACGGGCCAGCAGAAUACUCCAUCGCUAAGUAAUCCUAAUCCGAUUGACCCCAGCUCCAUGCAACGAGCCUACGCUGCUCUUGGACUGCCAUAUGGCAACCAGCCUCAAACACAGCUGCAGCCCCAGGUACAAGGCCAACAGCCGGCACAGCCUCAGGCUCACCAGCAGAUGAGGACCAUUAAUGCAUUGGGAGCCAACCAGAUGAACCUUCCCACAGGAGGAAUAACAACAGACCAGCAAGCUAGUCUAAUUUCUGAAACUGCUCUUCCAACAUCCCUUGGGACAAAUAACCCACUAAUGAAUGAUGGCACAAAUUCUGGCAAUGUUGGAAACCUCAGCUCAAUGCCAACGGCUGCACCUCCUUCUAGUACCGGGGUAAGGAAAGCAUGGCAUGAACAUGUCACUCAGGACCUGCGCAAUCAUUUAGUGCAUAAACUUGUCCAAGCCAUCUUCCCCACUCCUGAUCCGGCAGCACUGAAGGAUCGCCGCAUGGAGAACUUGGUGGCUUAUGCCAGGAAAGUGGAAGGAGAUAUGUAUGAAUCUGCUAACAGUAGGGAUGAAUACUAUCAUUUAUUAGCAGAGAAAAUCUAUAAGAUACAAAAGGAGCUAGAAGAGAAACGGAGGUCUCGUCUACAUAAACAAGGGAUGUUGGGGAAUCAGCCAGCCUUACAGACCCCAGGACCUCAGCCCCCUGGUAUCCCACAGGUGGCUGCUGCCAUGGGCCAGGCACAGCCCGUGAGGCCGCCCAAUGGGCCUAUGUCCAUGCCAACCGUGCCUAUAAGUCGUAUGCAGGUUUCUCAAGGGAAUGUACAGAUGCCACAAGCACCCAUGGGACCCCGCGCAGCUUCUCCAAUGAACCACCCUGUACAAAUGAACAACAUGGGCGCUGUUCCUGCGAUGGCAAUGUCUCCUUCCCGAAUGCCUCAGCCACAGAACAUGAUGGGAGCGCAUUCCAACAACAUGAUGGGCCAGGCUCCUACCCAGAACCAAUUCCUGCCCCAGAAUCAGUUUCCAGCAUCCAGUGGGGCUAUGAAUGUGAACAGUGUGGGCAUGGGUCAGUCGACAGCCCAGGCUGGGGUGGCACAGCAGGGGCAGGUUCCCAGUGCUGCUCUUCCCAACUCCAUGAACAUGCUAGGACCGCAGAGUGGGCAAUUACCGUGUCCACCAGUGACCCAGCCACCUCUACAUCAGACUACACCUCCUGUGUCCACUGCUGCUGGGAUGCCACCUAUUCAGCACCAAACACCAACUGGAAUGACUCCUCCUCAGCCAGCAGCACCCACUCAGCCUUCGACACCAGUCUCAUCUUCAGGACAAACUCCAACACCGACACCGGGUUCCGUUCCAAACGCAACACAGACGCAAAGCACACCUACGGGGCAGACUGCGGCACAGGCUCAAGUCACACCGCAACCUCAGACCCCAGUUCAACCCCAGUCUGUGCCAACCCCACAGCCACCUCAGCAACAGCCAACAUCUGUGCAGGCACAGCCACCUGGCACUCCACUAUCCCAGGCAGCAGCUAGUAUUGAUAACAGGGUCCCCACCCCUGCCUCAGUUGCUAGUGCUGAUACGAAUUCCCAGCAACUAGGACCAGAUGCACCAAUGCUAGAAAGCAAAUCAGAAGUUAAAACUGAAGAAACUGAGCCAGAGACUAGUGAGACACAAGUGGAAGCUAAGACUGAGGUGGAGGAGGAUUUACAAGGAUCUUCACAAACGAAAGAAGAAACAGAUGGAACAGAGCUGAAACAGGAGCCAAUGGAAAUAGAAGAAAAGAAGCCUGAAAUAAAAGUAGAUGCUAAAGAGGAAGAGGAGAGCAGCACUAACGGAACCACUUCGCAAUCCACAUCGCCAUCUCAGCCCCGCAAAAAAAUUUUCAAACCUGAGGAGCUGCGCCAGGCUCUCAUGCCUACCCUUGAAGCUUUGUAUCGGCAGGACCCAGAGUCUCUACCUUUCAGACAGCCUGUGGAUCCCCAGCUUUUAGGGAUUCCGGACUACUUCGACAUUGUGAAGAAUCCCAUGGAUCUUUCAACCAUUAAACGUAAAUUGGAUACUGGGCAGUACCAGGAACCCUGGCAAUACGUGGACGAUGUUUGGCUAAUGUUUAACAAUGCCUGGCUUUACAAUCGCAAGACUUCCAGAGUCUACAAGUUUUGCACUAAACUCGCGGAGGUGUUUGAACAAGAAAUUGAUCCUGUUAUGCAAUCACUUGGCUACUGUUGUGGGCGCAAGUAUGAGUUUUCUCCACAGACCUUGUGCUGCUACGGCAAGCAGUUGUGUACUAUUCCUCGUGAUGCUGCCUACUACAGUUACCAGAAUAGGUAUCACUUCUGUGAGAAGUGUUUCACUGAAAUCCAGGGGGAGAAUGUCACCCUGGGUGAUGACCCUUCCCAGCCUCAAACAACCAUCUCUAAGGAUCAGUUUGAAAAGAAGAAAAAUGAUACGCUAGAUCCAGAGCCGUUUGUUGACUGCAAAGAGUGUGGUCGGAAGAUGCACCAGAUUUGUGUAUUACAUUAUGAUAUUAUUUGGCCUUCAGGGUUUGUCUGUGAUAAUUGUCUGAAGAAAACUGGUAGGACACGCAAAGAAAACAAAUUCAGUGCUAAAAGGCUACAGACUACGCGUUUAGGAAACCAUUUGGAAGAUAGAGUAAACAAAUUUUUGCGGCGACAGAAUCAUCCUGAAGCUGGAGAGGUCUUUGUCAGAGUAGUAGCAAGUUCAGAUAAGACAGUAGAAGUUAAACCGGGAAUGAAAUCCAGAUUUGUGGAUUCUGGUGAGAUGUCAGAAUCUUUCCCUUACCGUACCAAAGCUCUGUUUGCAUUUGAGGAGAUAGACGGAGUAGACGUGUGCUUCUUCGGCAUGCAUGUGCAGGAGUAUGGCUCGGAUUGCCCCCCUCCAAAUACAAGGCGUGUGUACAUAUCGUAUCUAGAUAGUAUUCAUUUCUUCCGCCCCCGUUGUCUCCGAACUGCAGUUUAUCAUGAAAUCCUCAUUGGAUAUUUGGAGUACGUGAAGAAACUUGGGUACGUGACAGGACACAUCUGGGCCUGUCCCCCAAGUGAAGGAGAUGACUAUAUUUUUCAUUGCCAUCCGCCUGAUCAGAAAAUACCCAAACCCAAACGUUUGCAAGAAUGGUAUAAAAAGAUGCUGGAUAAGGCAUUUGCUGAGAGAAUCAUUCAUGACUACAAGGACAUCUUCAAACAAGCAACUGAGGACAGGCUGACAAGUGCCAAGGAGCUGCCUUACUUUGAAGGUGAUUUCUGGCCCAAUGUGCUGGAAGAAAGCAUUAAGGAGUUGGAGCAGGAGGAGGAGGAGAGGAAAAAAGAAGAAAGCACUGCAGCUAGUGAAACAACAGAAGGAAGCCAGGGCGACAGCAAAAACGCCAAGAAAAAGAACAACAAAAAAACCAACAAGAAUAAGAGUAGCAUCAGCAGAGCUAACAAGAAGAAACCCAGCAUGCCAAAUGUGUCCAAUGAUCUGUCUCAGAAGCUGUAUGCCACUAUGGAGAAGCAUAAAGAGGUCUUUUUUGUGAUUCAUUUACAUGCUGGGCCUGUAAUUAAUACUCUGCCUCCCAUUGUGGACCCUGAUCCAUUACUUAGCUGUGAUUUGAUGGAUGGGCGAGAUGCCUUCCUCACCUUAGCCCGAGAUAAGCACUGGGAGUUCUCCUCACUACGCCGAUCCAAGUGGUCCACGCUCUGCAUGCUGGUAGAACUACAUACUCAAGGGCAGGAUCGCUUUGUCUAUACGUGCAAUGAGUGCAAACAUCAUGUGGAAACAAGGUGGCAUUGCACUGUCUGUGAGGACUACGACCUCUGCAUUAACUGCUACAACACUAAGAGCCAUGACCACAAGAUGGUUAAGUGGGGCCUGGGUCUGGAUGAUGAGAGCAACAGCCAAGGAGAGCAACAGUCAAAGAGCCCCCAGGAGUCGCGACGACUGAGCAUCCAGCGCUGCAUUCAGUCCCUUGUCCACGCCUGCCAGUGCCGCAAUGCAAACUGCUCAUUGCCAUCCUGCCAGAAGAUGAAACGGGUUGUCCAGCACACCAAGGGCUGCAAGCGCAAGACCAACGGUGGCUGUCCGGUGUGCAAACAGCUCAUAGCUCUUUGCUGCUACCAUGCCAAACACUGCCAAGAGAACAAAUGCCCUGUGCCAUUCUGUCUCAAUAUCAAACACAAACUUCGACAGCAGCAGAUCCAGCAUCGCCUGCAGCAGGCUCAGCUCAUGCGCAGAAGGAUGGCUACCAUGAACACCCGAAACGUGCCUCAGCAAAGUUUGCCUUCUCCUACCUCAGCAACGCCUGGUACCCCUACACAGCAGCCAAGUACACCGCAAACACCACAGCCUCCUCCCCAGCCCCAGCCUUCCCCUGUAAGUAUGUCACCGGCUGGCUUUCCCAGUGUGUCGAGAACUCAGCCCCCUACUACUGUUUCAACAGGAAAACCUGCAAACCCGGUUUCCGCACCUCCACCUCCGGCUCAGCCUCCGCCGGCGGCGGUGGAAGCGGCUCGGCAGAUUGAGAGAGAAGCUGCCCAGCAGCAGCAGCAGCUCUACAGGGUCAACAACAUUAACAAUGGUUUGCCUCCUGGUCGCCCAGGACUAGUAAACCCGACGGUGGGUUCAGUGAACCAGAUGCAGCAAGUCAGCAUGAAUGUACCCCGGCCCAACCCCGUAAGCGGUCCAGUGAUGUCCAACAUGCAGCCUGGACAGUGGCAGUCACCUCCAAUGCCGCAGCAGCAACCCAUGCAGCCGGGAAUGGCAAGACCGGUUAUCUUGAAAUCACCGAGUUCUCCGCAGCAGCAACAGCAGGUUCUUAAUAUCCUUAAAUCCAACCCUCAGCUUAUGGCAGCUUUUAAAAAGCAAAGAACAGCCAAAUAUGUGGCUAACCAGCCUGGGAUGCAGCCGCAAGCGGGCAUACAGCCCCAGCCUGGGAUGCAGCAGCCGCAGACCGGCAUGCAACAGCCAGGCAUGCACGCUCAAGCAGGAUUGCAGAACAUGAACGCGAUGCAAGCAGGAGUGCAGAGACCGAGCGUUCCUCCCCAGCAGCAAGGGAUAGGAGCUAUGAACCCCCAGGGACAAGCGAUAAAUAUUAUGAACCCCGGCCACAACCCCAGCAUGGCAAACAUGAGCCCGCAGUACAGAGAAAUCCUGAGGCGGCAACUACUGCAGCAGCAGCAACAGCAGCAGCAGCAGCAGCAAGGAGGGGCUGGCAUGGCAGGAGGGAUGGCAGGACACAACCAGUUCCAGCAGCCUCAAGGACCAGGAGGUUACCCUCAAGCCAUGCAGCAGCAGCGGAUGCAGCAGCAUAUAUCGAUACAGGGGGGUUCCAUGGGACAGAUGGCUCAGAUGGGACAGCUGAACCAGAUGGGCCAGCCCGGCAUGGGGGCCGACGGCACUCCCAACAUCCAGCAAGCGCUGCAGCAGCGGAUCCUGCAACAGCAGCAGAUGAAACAGCAGAUAGGGUCCCCCGGCCAGCCUAACCCCAUGAGCCCACAGCAGCACAUGCUCUCAGGACAACCGCAGGCGUCUCAUCUCCCUGGCCAGCAGAUCGCCACCUCCCUCAGCAACCAGGUGCGGUCCCCAGCACCCGUUCAGUCUCCCCGUCCCCAGUCCCAGCCACCACAUUCCAGCCCGUCACCCAGGAUACAGCCCCAACCGUCACCUCACCACGUCUCUCCCCAGACUGGUUCCCCCCACCCAGGACUCGCAGUUACUAUGGCUAGCUCCAUGGAUCAGGGACACUUGGGCAACCCAGAACAGAGUGCAAUGCUUCCACAACUAAACACCCCGAACAGGAGUGCGUUGUCUAACGAAUUGUCUCUGGUCGGUGACACCACCGGGGACACAUUAGAAAAAUUUGUGGAGGGUUUGUGGCAUUAUGUGAGCAUCACUUUUUUUUUUUUUUUUUUUUUUUUUUUUUUUUUUUUUUUUUUUCUCCUUUCGUGUUCUUGGACAUUUUGUACUGAAAAUUCAGACAUCUGGGUUGUUUUGAAUCCUAGAUGGAACUGCUGCUUCCUACACAUGGAAGAAUGAAUUGCUGUUUAAAAAAAAAGAAAAAAAAAAAAAAGAAA